AUGGCUUUUACCAGUGAAAAGUCCGGCGUAAGGAAGGUGUGGGAUAUGAUAUUUAAGGAUGAGAAAUGGAUCGAAAGCUUGCUUCUAAUAAACAAAAGUUAUGCGGAAGACGGAAUCCGUAAAUCUAUUAAUCCAACGUUAAUAAGCAUUGAUUUAGAAAAACUUAAAAUGGGGUUAAACACAAGAUAUUUUGAAGCCGACGGGCCAUUUAACGAUAAAUGA
Messenger RNA from Gaeumannomyces tritici R3-111a-1, 222 nucleotides. RefSeq lists its product as hypothetical. The coding region runs from base 1 to 222 and encodes 73 amino acids. The record is from RefSeq and is a predicted model, not a curated record. The transcript has 2 exons. Lineage: Eukaryota; Fungi; Ascomycota; Sordariomycetes; Magnaporthales; Magnaporthaceae.